UAAUGUAAUAUUUUCUCUACACACACACAAAGACAAACACGUAAACUUAUCUUGCAGUUGCAUCAGUAUCACUCUUCUCUCCACUUCCUCUGAUCAUAGAUGCACAAAGGCUAAACUUGGGAGGGAUUGGAUCUAAUCACAAAAGAAAAAGAAGUAGAAGGAAAAAAAUUAAAAUGUCGAUUCAGGUCUCCGAACUCUUGCCGGACAAAGUCUGCUAUGUCCACUGCAAUUUCUGCACUACAGUCCUCGCCGUAAAUAUCCCGAGCAACAGUAUGUCUAAUAUUGUUACAGUAAGAUGUGGUCAUUGUUCCAAUCUUUUAUCAGCGGAUAUGAGGGGUAUGGUUCUAACUGACACUCAGCAAAAUAAUCAGGAAAUUCAGUACGACAUGAAAACUGAGGAUCUCCAUGUGCAUCUGGGGUCAGUUUCUGAAUGCAGUAGGGCAUCAGAAGUCAACACAUUUGGCGUUGGUCAACAAAGAAUUCUGCCAAAUCGCCCACCAGAAAAGAGGCAGAGAGUACCAUCAGCUUAUAACAAGUUCAUUAAGGAAGAGAUCCAAAGAAUCAAAGCAAGUAACCCUGACAUUAGCCACAGGGAAGCUUUCAGUGCCGCAGCUAAGAAU
Messenger RNA from Phalaenopsis equestris, 620 nucleotides. RefSeq names its product axial regulator YABBY 5-like. Gene Ontology annotation, biological process: multicellular organism development; cell fate commitment. Gene Ontology annotation, cellular component: nucleus. NCBI's taxonomy places the organism in Eukaryota, Viridiplantae, Streptophyta, Magnoliopsida, Asparagales, Orchidaceae. The record is from RefSeq and is a predicted model, not a curated record.